Messenger RNA from Heteronotia binoei (common prickly gecko), 2414 nucleotides. It is a transcript of the gene SC5D, whose product is annotated as sterol-C5-desaturase. Gene Ontology annotation, molecular function: iron ion binding; oxidoreductase activity. The transcript is spliced from 5 exons. The record is from RefSeq and is a predicted model, not a curated record. NCBI's taxonomy places the organism in Eukaryota, Metazoa, Chordata, Lepidosauria, Squamata, Gekkonidae. Bases 297 to 1193 code for a protein of 298 amino acids.
CCUCCUCCAAUCGCGUCCCGGCAUCAGAGUCACGCGGUCGAACUGACCAGCGUCGCGCGACUCCGGCUAAGGCGCUGACGUCUCAUCAGGCUAGGGCUUCGGGGACCUGCCGUCCCCGCCCUCCUCUUCGGCGAUUGGCUGAGAGAGAAGCGUUUGGCAGUUUGGAAGCCACGCCCUUCGCUUCACCGUUUUCUCUCGGCGGCGGCGGCGGUUCCCUCGCGUGCUUUCUGAGGGAAGAAGGAGAGGCAGCGAGGGGCGGGGUCCCUGGAGAGGACUACCUGACCUCAGAAGCUGCAAUGGACCUCGUCCUGAACUACGCAGACAGCUGCAUUUUGACGCCCUGUGUUUAUCCAGCAACAUGGCCAGAAGAGGAUCCUUUCCGACAGCUGAUCAGCCUCUUUGUCAUAACCAACCUUGGCGGACUCAUCAUUUAUUUUCUGUUUGGCACUCUCAGCUACUACUUCAUAUUUGAUCACACUCUGAAGAAACAUGCCCAGUUUUUAGAGAAUCAGGUGGCGCGCGAGAUAAAAUACAGUGUCAAAUCAUUGCCAUGGAUCAGCGUCCCCACCGUUGCUAUCUUCUUUGCCGAAGUGAGAGGCUACAGCAGACUGUAUGACAACAUUGAGGACUCUCCUUAUGGUUGGUUUGGUGUUAUCUUCAGCAUGCUGUCUUUUCUUUUCUUCACUGACAUGUGCAUCUACUGGAUUCAUCGAUUUCUCCAUCAUAAGCUUUUUUAUAAGCAUUUGCACAAGCCUCAUCAUCUGUGGAAGAUCCCAACUCCGUUUGCAAGCCACGCUUUCCACCCCGUGGAUGGCUUCCUUCAAAGCAUCCCUUACCACAUCUACCCCUUCCUCUUCCCUCUGCACAAGGUGACCUACUUGGGCCUCUACAUCUUUGUCAACGUUUGGACAAUCUCCAUCCACGACGGGGACUACCGGGUUCCCGAUGCCUUAAAGCCGAUCAUCAACGGGGCUGCUCAUCACACUGACCACCACCUGUAUUUCGAUUACAACUACGGCCAGUACUUCACGCUCUGGGACCGAAUAGGAGGCUCAUUUAAAAACCCCUCCUCUUUUGAAGGGAUGGGGCCUCAUGAUUACUUGAAAAAGCUGAAAGAGAGUGAAUCGAGUGGGAUGAGAAAUGGUUCCGGGGAUGAGAAAAUGCACAACGGCAACAGUCUUAAAAACAAAUAGGUGGAAAUGUCUUAAAUCAGCCUUGUUUUUAAAGAACUGCAUCAAAGUAGAACUGACCUCUCAUAUAACGUCAUGAGGCUUCUGGCACUGUAGGUCUUGCCAAGGGACGGGAUUUUGCAGUUGACACCCACAGGGUUGUGCAAUGGACCGUGCGAGAUGAAGCAAAAGUUACUAAGAUGUCUUCAGUAUACAGUAUAAUAUCCAUGCUAAUGACAACAGCAUGUUCCAUAUCGGAAUCCUCUCUCCUUUCUCCCAAGAUGCAUUGGAGCCAAAACCUGGCAAGUGAGUUCUGCCACUGCCGCAGAAAUGAGACUAUGAGCCCGGCAUUGGCUUCCUGGGCUUCUUUGCUUCAAAAUGGCCCUUCAGCACUGGAGCCCGGGCUUAGAAGCAGCUCUCGUGUAAUACCAACAUUUGAUUUGAAGACGCUACCAGUCAGUGCUCUGCCAUUAACCUGCGAUUGUUUUUGCAUUUACUAGAGUUUAAAAAGGGAUAUCUGGACAAUUGUGUGGGGGUGGAAUAAAAAGGUAACAGUAAUGGCUUUUUUGCACACAGAAUGGAUUACCAGCAUGAAGCCUGUAACAGAUGGCAUGCCCGGUUUUUUCCCAAACGCGCCAGUCUGUUGAGGCAAAGAGAAAUACAAGGAAUAGUUUGAUGGAAAGCAAAAAAAAGAAAGUUGUGGUGGUUUUGUAGGUUGUCGUCAAAGGAAGCUGUUUUUUAAAAAAUACUGAAACACCCUGAUUUGUUUGGUAUAUGUCAGAUGUCUAGAGGGUAGUAGUUUGCAUGAAGUGUAUUUGAGCUGUAACACUUCUACAGGCCUGACUUCUGUUGUCGAUGCUGCAGAAUAAGCUUUGCUGAGGGUUUUUUUUUUUACUAUUCCUCAACCAAAAAGCAUUGUGGAAAAUACAGAACCCCAGUACAGGAACUCGAUAUUUUUAAAAAGAUGUCUUUAUUAUGCCUUCAGAAAUGCUGUUGCCUCUGCUUUGUAGGGAAUUGCACUCGAGAGGUUGAUAUAUUUACCUUCCCAUAGGAUACAUGUGUCUGUUCUACUGAGAAGGCCUUAUGAUUUGCUUCAGGCGAAGAAUCAAGAUUUUCAGAUGAAGGUUUUUCUGGAACACUUCUCUCUGUUUUGUGGGGAGGGUGUGCGUGCCUGUGUGUAGGGAAGAAGGAAAAAAAAUUGCCAACUGAAUUUUACAUUUAAAGGAAUUAAAGACAUACGUUUAA